Messenger RNA from Fomitiporia mediterranea MF3/22, 3109 nucleotides. RefSeq names its product P-loop containing nucleoside triphosphate hydrolase protein. NCBI's taxonomy places the organism in Eukaryota, Fungi, Basidiomycota, Agaricomycetes, Hymenochaetales, Hymenochaetaceae. Gene Ontology annotation, molecular function: GTP binding; translation elongation factor activity; GTPase activity. Gene Ontology annotation, cellular component: U4/U6 x U5 tri-snRNP complex; U2-type catalytic step 2 spliceosome; cytosol. Bases 60 to 3017 code for a protein of 985 amino acids. Gene Ontology annotation, biological process: mRNA splicing, via spliceosome. The record is from RefSeq and is a predicted model, not a curated record. The transcript is spliced from 14 exons.
CGCGCUAUAUUUUUCUUGUCUAUCCUCGACUCUCUUUUACCCGCGUAUUUCCUUGAAACAUGGCUUCAUUGGAAGACUAUGAUGAGUUCGGCAAUUACAUUGGCGCUGACCUCGACUCAGACGACGAGGAAGACAUUCAGCAAGAGACCUUCACGACUACCGGACAAGUCAGGGAAGAGUCUCAUGCGCCGUUAGAAGGGUUUGAGGAUGAACAACCUCAAGGGGCAGAGAGCAUGACGCUUAUGGAAGUAGAUGAACUGGUGCAUAACGCGGUCAUUCUUCACGAGGACAAGCAAUAUUAUCCAUCUGCACAGGAUGUCUACGGGGCAGACGUAGAGACAAUUGUGCAGGAGGAAGAUGCUCAACCACUCUCCGAACCAAUCAUCGCUCCUGUCAAGGUUCGGAAAUGGGUCAUAGAGGAGAAGGACCUGCCAGAGACGCGCUUUGACAAAGGGUUCCUGCUAAACAUGAUGUCUUUUCCGGACAUGGUCCGUAACGUUGCUGUUGUUGGUCACUUACAUCACGGAAAAACGGCGCUCAUGGACAUGCUGGUCUUCGAGACGCACAAACUUGUGUGGGAUUCAGAUAAGCAGCUCCGAUACACAGACACUCAUGCUCUGUCCCGGGAGCGAGAGAUCUCCAUAAAAUCCUCUCCAAUGUCACUCGUCCUACGCACCACUGGUGGGAAAUCGCAUCUUAUUCACCUUAUCGAUACGCCAGGGCAUGUCAACUUCAUGGAUGAGGUUGCUUGCGCAUUACGGCUAGCAGAUGGUAUCUUACUAGUGGUUGACGCGGUCGAAGGGGUAAUGGUAAAUACGGAAGCGAUCAUCAAGCACGCAAUUCAGGAGAACGUCAAGGUCACUUUGGUCGUUAACAAAAUUGACCGACUGAUACUCGAACUCCGAAUAAAACCCGCCGACGCGUACUACAAAAUCAAACACACCAUUGAGGAGGUCAAUUCUGUGAUCAGCUCAAUUAACCCAGAUCCUGAACUGCGUGUUAGUCCAGAAAAGGGCAACGUCGCUUUUGCGAGCACCGAUAUGGCUUGGUGCUUCACACUUCGUUCUUUCGCUCAGAUGUAUGCGGAUACUUAUGGCAAAUUCAAUGUCUCAGGUUUCGCAGACCGUCUAUGGGGAGACAUCUACUUCAACACUGAAAAUCGCAAAUUUAAUCGCAAACAGGCUGAUCCAGAGCAGAACCGAACUUUCGUGCACUUUGUCCUUGAACCGUUAUACAAAUUGUACAGCCAGGUCUUGAGUGAAGAGACAGAACAGCUACGCGAUACCCUCGAACACCUCGGGAUCAAGUUAAAGCCCAUUAUGUAUAAGAUGGACGUCCGACCACUUCUUAAAGCCGUGUUGGACCAGUUCUUCGGACCGUGUACUGGACUCGUGGACCUCAUUGCUGAAAACAUCCCAUCACCUGUGCAAAAUGCGGAGAACAAGAUACAGCGAACAUAUAGUGGGCCGUUGUCUUCGGAUGUUGCUCAUGCCAUGCAGAAGUGCGAUCCGGAGGGACCAGCGAUGGUACAUAUCGCCAAGUUGUAUCAUACGACGGACGCACAGAGCUUCCGGGCCUUUGGACGAGUUAUGAGUGGUACUGUGCGUAAGGGUAUGGAGGUGAAGGUGCUCGGUGAAGGGUAUUCGCCUGAAGAUGAGGAGGAUAUGAUGAAGGCUGUUGUCGAGGACCUAUGGAUCGCGGAGGCAAGAUACAACAUUCCAGCAGAGGAGGUUCCUGCAGGCAACCUCGUCCUCCUCGGCGGGGUGGACGCCUCCAUCACAAAAUCAGGAACAAUUGCCGCAGCAGACAUCGACGAAGACCUCUACAUCUUCCGACCAGUAAAGCACAUGACGCAAUCUGUACUAAAAAUCGCUGUCGAACCGAUUCAACCCUCGGAACUCCCGAAAAUGCUUUCCGGUUUGCGCAGUAUCAACAAGUCAUAUCCACUUGUCGCGACAAAAGUCGAGGAAAGUGGGGAACACGUCAUUGUUGGUACGGGCGAGCUGUAUUUGGAUUGUGUCAUGCAUGACCUUCGGAGACUUUUCUCGGAGAUUGAGAUUAAGGUGUCUGAUCCUGUGACACGGUUCUGUGAGACGGUGCUAGAGACUAGUGCAUUGAAGUGUUAUGCCGAUACACCAAACAAAAAAAAUCGGUUAACGAUGAUCGCGGAGCCUCUUGAGCGCGGUGUCGCUGAAGACCUGGAGACGGGGCGUGUCAACAUGCGCAUGUCCGCGAAGGAGCGAGGAACGUUCUUCCAAGAGAAGUACCAGUGGGACCUCUUGGCUUCUCGAUCAAUAUGGGCCUUCGGUCCUGACGAAAAUGGUCCCAACAUCUUAUUAGAUGAUACCUUACCUUCUCAAGUGGAUAAAAAGAUGCUCGGAACGGUGAAGGAGCAUAUCAAGCAAGGUUUCCAAUGGGGAGCCAGAGAAGGACCACUCUGCGAUGAACCUAUGCGCGGUGUGAAGUUCCGAAUUCUCGAUGCAAGCUUGGCACAGGAGCCUAUAUACAGAGGAGGAGGCCAGAUCGUACCUACAGCACGACGUGUCUGCUACUCGUCUUUCUUAAUGGCUACUCCCCGGUUAAUGGAGCCUAUUUACUACGUUGAGGUCCAGGCACCCGCGGAUUGUAUAUCCGCCGUAUAUACUGUACUCGCACGGAGGCGUGGACACGUCACUCAAGAUAUUCCGAAAGCAGGCUCGCCACUAUACACAGUGAAAGCGCUAAUUCCUGUAAUUGAUGCGAAUGGUUUCGAAACCGAUCUGCGAACUGCCACUCAGGGCCAAGCGUUCUGCCUACAAGUGUUUGAUCACUGGUCUAUAGUGCCUGGUGAUCCCACGGAUACGAGUAUCAAGCUUCGUCCGCUCGAGCCGGCUAGCGGACAGGCGCUUGCACGCGACCUGGUACUCAAGACACGCCGCCGAAAGGGCCUGGGUGACCAGAUUUCGGUGUCAAAAUACCUGGACGACGAGUUCGUUCUCGCGCUUUCGGCGUCCGGACAUGCUGAUCUUCUCGGGUAGAUAGCUUUUUCUGUACUGUAGUAGAGUAGCAAAUUUCCCCAAAAUGCGUUACGCUUAGAUGACUUUGCUGCCGCGCGGGAGGUGAAACUUGG